GACACUGCAAAGCUCCAGACAUUCACAUCCCCGCCCUGCCGAAUAUCAGGCGCAAGACCCAUGUGUCGCUCACUUGACAUGUGCGAGUGUGAUGGCGAGCACGCAAAGUCGCGACCCGCGGCUAAACAACGCAAACAAGCGACCACCAAGCCGCUCACCUGAAGGACGCCUUGCGUCAAACAAGCGGCAGGCUACAAAGAGUACAGCAUUGAGCGCACUCACCAACAGGGGCUCCGCGUCCAAUGACGAAAACCGUGUGGGCUCGCCGGGCUCUGUAAAGCUGGCGGACAACCCAUCUCCAACGGUGGCGUUGGAGAAGUUCUUCGAUGCUUCCAUUUCGGCAGCAGUCUUGCGGGUUGAGCUUCAGUCAGCUGAAACAGAGCGACAGAGGGUUGACAGAGAGUACUCUUUGCUGAAAGAUAAGUUCAGUGAGUUUCCAGCCAUCAAGGCACAGAAAACGGCAGCUCGAACAAGGGCCCAGCAGGAAGUGGAGCGCAUUGAGCGGAAAAUCAACGACCAAGCUCCUGAGCAGAAGAAAAUCUUGAACACGCUUGCGAGUCUGUUCAAUCAAAGCGCGACGACCACCACCGCGCCUCAAAGUGCACCCAGUAUCUCAGAUGGACCUAGUCCUCUGGAAUUGCAGUCCGACAUCUCGAAGUUGAAAGCAAAAGUUGCCGCCUUGGAGGCGGUCACAAUCAAGAAGUCAGAUCUGGAUACCUCUGAGGUUUCCAAGAAGCUUGAGCAGCUUGAAAAGACGGCAUCGGAAGCCUCCCAGGAAUUACCAAGGUUGCGCGCUAGUCUGCAUAGCCUAGAAACGCAGGUCGCUCAACUGAAAACAACGUUACCCAAGGAAUUGGCGAGCCGGCUUCCGGCAGUCGAGGCAGAGUCGGCGCGCAAUAGCAAGACUAUCGUUCCGUUGCAAGGAAGCUUACAGACACUCGGCUCAAAAGUAGACCAAUUGGCAACUGAGCUUUCCCAGAAUGUAAAGAGCCGCAUUUUGACAGUCGAGGCAGAGUCAUCUGAGACGACCAAGGCUAUCACGCCACUGAAACAACGUAUUGGAGCACUCGAGACUUUACCUAGAGCCGCUGCAAGCAGGAGUCAACAACCGGAAGAGUCGCCGAAUACAGAGCAACUCCAUGCUCUGAGCAUACGCGUCAAACAGCUGGAAGACGAUAGCGAAGAUGACAAAGCCCAAAUCAUCAGCCACGUAGAUGGAGAGAUCACCGACCUGCGAGAUGAAGUCACGAAGAAGCUGGCCGAUGCUAAAGAAACUAUGAAACGGGAGAUUGACGAUGAUUUGGGAGCAUCACAAGAUCGGCUUCGGAAAACGAUCGACGAAGGUAUUACCACGGUACAACGUCAGCUUGCAGAGGUCAAGUCUCUGCUGGCUCAACAUACUACUUCGAUCGGAAAUUGCAUGGAGCGCCUACUGAGGUGCGAAGGGUCUCACAACAGUAGGCUGUCAACAGAAGAGCUAGGAAGUCUACGAAAGCUGGUUAUGGAGCUUCAAGAGAAGCUCGCGAAGGUGGAAAAUGAGCGAGACCCGAGGGCUCAGACCGUAGCUACACGGACGCCAGUAUGGCAAGCUGUGCUUCCUAGCAACGACGAGGACGAAAUGCACCCGCAAACCAAUGGUAUACCGCCAGCAGCCACUGAUCCCGAUCUAGUUACCAGAUUGGGAAGGGACAUCGAGAUGCUGAAAGGGGUCGCUGCAAGACACGAACGGUUGUAUAAUAAUCUCACCACGGACGAGAUUGUCAAACAGAUGGUCGACCAAAUGAGCGCCAUGUAUCCUGAUGCGAAGAACUUCCAGGUCGUCGCCAGUACGCUUCAGGCUGAGAUCAAGUCCACUCAGGAGACGCUCUCUACGGUUCAUGAGGCUGUCGAGAGGACGGUCAAAAGCAUGGCCGAGAUCACGAAGCACAUACCCAAUCUCCAGGAACAGCUCGAACAAGACGCAAACGCAUUGAGAGAGGACAUUUCGAGUAUCAAACUUCGUGUCGAGGAAUGUGCGAAGACGCUCGAGCAGGGCAAGAUCAAGUUGGCGGAAAUUGAGGAACUGGAGACUGAUGUGAAGGCCAUGACGCCGGCCGUUCGCAGUCUUACGAAAGCAGUCGAAAAGAUUCCUUUGCUGGAAGAGCAGAUUCAGAAACUGCAGGAUGCAUCGCGGAACAGACCCGCCAAAUCCUAGUGGGCAUAUGGAGACUGAAAAAACGUGGUCUGAGCUGUGAUUGUGUUGUAGCGUUUAGCAAGGCGUUGAUGGAGUCGGACGCGCAGAUUGUCGCGUCGAACGAUAUGUUUAGUAGAGAUACCCAGGCAUUAUUUUUCGAGCGGAGGCAUGUAGCUAGAGAAUGAAGAGACGGAUUCAGUGAACACCGAUAUUGGCCGCCUCCUCGGGGGCCAAGCAGAUACAUAGCAUCACGAUUGUGCCACGCCA
Messenger RNA from Cercospora beticola, 2440 nucleotides. RefSeq lists its product as uncharacterized. The record is from RefSeq and is a predicted model, not a curated record. Lineage: Eukaryota; Fungi; Ascomycota; Dothideomycetes; Mycosphaerellales; Mycosphaerellaceae.